AUGCCAGUUGUCUCGGCUCCUACGACCUUCCGCUCCCAAUCUUCUCUAUUGCACUCUUGCAUCUCCCCCAUGAGCACGGUCGAGAUGGAGGUGCUUUCAGAUUCGGACUCGGAAGAGUUUUUCGCCAGCGAGGCUGACGACGAUCCUGACCGUCCAUCUCGAGGGCUGAAUUCCAUCUCGGAAGCCAUUGAAGCCAUCCGACGUGGCGAGAUGGUGGUGGUGGUGGAUGACGAGGAUCGCGAGAACGAGGGCGAUCUGAUCAUGGCGGGCGCGCUCACCACAGAGGCGGACAUGGCCUUCAUCGUGCGGCACUGCAGCGGGCUCGUGUGCGUGGGCGUGGCGGGGGCUGUCUUGGAUCGCCUGGAGCUGCCCCUGAUGGUUAGGAGCCAGGAGAACGACGAGGCGCUGAGGACUGCUUUCACCGUCUCUGUGGACCUGAAGCUGGGAACCACAACGGGCAUAUCGGCAUCAGAUCGAGCCAAGACGGUGCGGGCGAUGGCAGACUACUCGAGUGAACCCUCUGACUUCCGCAAGCCAGGCCACAUCUUCCCCCUGCGAAGCAGAGAAGGUGGUGUGUUGAAGCGAGCAGGGCACACAGAGGCAGCAGUGGACCUCUCAGUGCUGGCGGGGCUGCCUCCUGUGGGCGUGCUCUGUGAGAUCGUGAACGAUGAUGGCACCAUGGCCAGGAUGCCGCAGCUCAAGGUGUUUGCCCGCCAGCACAACCUUUGUCUCAUCUCCAUCGAGGAUUUGAUCAGGUACCGGCGCAAGAGGGAGAAGCUGGUGGAGCGAACUGCAGUGGCACGCCUGCCCACCCAGUGGGGCGUGUUCAACAUCUUCAGCUAUAAGUGCAAGCUGGAUGGCAUAGAGCACGUUGCUAUGGUCAAGGGUGAGAUAGGUGACGGGGUGGAUGUGUUGGUGCGGGUGCACUCAGAGUGCCUCACGGGAGACAUCUUUGGGUCCAGGCGCUGUGACUGUGGGCCACAACUGGAGCAGGCUAUGAAGAGGAUAGAAACGGCGGGGCGGGGCGUGUGUGUGUACCUGCGUGGGCACGAGGGCAGGGGCAUUGGGCUGGGACACAAGCUUCAAGCGUAUAAUCUGCAGGACAUGGGGCGGGACACAGUGGAGGCCAAUGUCGACUUGGGCUUUCCAGCUGAUUCCAGGGAAUACGGCAUUGGCGCACAGAUCCUGCGUGACCUGGGAGUGAGGACGAUGCGACUCAUGACCAACAACCCUGCCAAGUACAUCGGGCUGAAGGGCCACGGUCUGGCAGUCACGGGAAGAGUCCCCGUGCUCUGCCCCAUCACCCCUGAGAAUCGGGCGUAUCUGGAGACCAAGAGGAAGAAGAUGGGUCACAUCUAUGGGUCAGACAUGCCUGGGAGCAUUGCAGGGCUGCUUCGAGAGGAGGAGGCUGCUAGGCGUGCACAGCAGAAGCAAGAGGAUGAGGAGAACAAGGAAGGGCAGGAGAGGAAGCAGGGGCAGAGUGACGGGCAGGUGAAAGGGCAGGAAGAUGGGAAGGAGGAGCUUCUGUUGUGCCAGCUGAAUGGGGCGAGUGUGGGAGGCGAUGGGAGUCCUUUGGAGAGCACUGCGCUCAACACCCCAGAAGAUUGGAGCUAG
Messenger RNA from Closterium sp. NIES-65, 1614 nucleotides. Lineage: Eukaryota; Viridiplantae; Streptophyta; Zygnematophyceae; Desmidiales; Closteriaceae. The record is from the annotation of a GenBank genome assembly.